Messenger RNA from Racocetra persica, 283 nucleotides. The record is from the annotation of a GenBank genome assembly. Lineage: Eukaryota; Fungi; Glomeromycota; Glomeromycetes; Diversisporales; Gigasporaceae.
UCCCACACAAGUUCCAUCUGAUUGUGGUAAAUGUGGACAAACCACAACUAUUACAACUUGCAUACCUACUACUGAAGUUUGCGCUCCUCAAACCACUACUUUAUGUGUUAUCCAAACAUUCGGUCCAACAUUCACUCAAGCAAUAAACUGCUUAACCGAUACAACCACAUCAGUGACUUGUCCUGCUCCCACACACUUUCCGUCCGAUUGCAGUAAUUAUGACACCACAACUAUUACAACAUGCACACCUACCACUUUAGUUUGCUCUCCUACUCCAGAAUAA